AAUAAAACCUAUGUAAUGAUUAUUAUUUUACAAUUAAAAAAAAUCAUCAACAAAAUAAAAAUAAAAAAAAAAGAUGAUGAAAAUCAUAUAUAUAAAAAAAAAAUAUAAAUAAUUUUAAAUAAUCUAAAAAUAAAUAUAAAUAUUAAUAAAUAAUUUUAAUCAUGGUAUUUAAACAAUUUUAUUUUUUUAUAAUAUUAUUUUAUUUGUUAAUAUUAAUUUGUACAACAAACACAUUAAAUAAUAAUUUUAAAAAUUAUAAUAAUAUUAAAGAAAAAAAUAACAAAAAAAAUUUUAAUAAUAAUAAUAAUAAUAAUAAUAAUAAUAAUAAUAAUAAUAAUAAUAAUAAUAAUAAUAAUAAUAAUAAUUAUAAUAAUUAUAAUAAUUAUAAUAAUAAAAAUAAUUUUAAUAGUAAUAUAUAUAAUGAAAAAGAAAUUAACGAAUAUUUAAAGGAUAAUAUAAAUAAUUUUAAAAAUAAAAAAUUUUUUCAAGAUUUUCAUAAUAAUAAUAAUUUUAAUAAUAAAAAAGAAAAAAAAAAAAAUUACAAAAUCAAUAUCGAAAAUAAUGAAAUCGAAAAUAAAAAAGCUGAAAAAGAAUUUAAAGAAUUAAUGGAAAAAUAUAAAAAUAAAAAUAAAGAAGAAAUUUAUUAUAAUGGUGAAAUAUUUAUAAAAAAACUACAAAAAUAUAUAAAAAAAAUAAAUAAUAAAAAUGAUAAUAAUAUUAAUAAUAGUAAUAAAGAAAUAUUAACAAGUACUAAUGGGCCAUCUUUAAGAAGUUUAAUAAACACAUUAACAAAUAGCUAUGAUACACAAAUAAGGUUUUUACCAUUUGCUCCAAGAGAUUUUAUAAAUCCGCAUAAUCCUACAAAUGUUAAGAGUAGAGCAUUAGGAAUUGACGAUAGACAACUCAUUACCGAUAAUGUAUUCUCCGGCUAUAGCGGUAUAUUAGGUUUUACUCCAACUCCUUAUGCAACAGAUAGUCCCCAAUUAUUUGAAUCCAGUGAAAUUGUUAACCCUGUUAAUAAUUUCGGUCUAGCUUCAUUUCAAUCACUAUAUGAUAUUAUAUUUCAACAGAACAAUUAUUUCAGAAGCUCAAUAGAAUUAAGCAUAAAUUUUCUUUUAAAUGAAGUUUUCUUUCAAGAACUUUUUAAUCAAAAUAAUAGAAUAGAAGAUCAAGUUGAAAAAAUGAAACAAGUAUUCACAGAAAUAGAAGAAAGAUCAACAGGAAUCAGAUUUUAUUUUAUUUCAGUAAAUGGAACAGAUAACGAAGAUUGUGGAACAGAUUAUUUAGCUCCAUGUAGUGAUGUCAAUUAUGUAUUGUCCAAAGCCUACCCAUUCAGAAGGGGACGUGAUAUUAUCAUUUUCUUUUUUCCAGGCACUCACUAUAUCAAAACAACAAUAAGUAUCAAAGGAUGGACCAAAGUUCAAUUUGUUGGUUUGUUUGGAAGUAAUUCAACAACCAUUACAAUGCCGGUUACAACUGAAGAAAAUAAAAGAAUAUUUUUCUUUAAUAAUACACAUGUUCAUAUAAUUGGUUUAACAUUUGGAGAUACAUACAGCAAAGAGAAUCAAUAUGUUGGAAUUUUUGACACAAAUGAUUUUAAUACUGGAACAAUUAUGGAUGCUCGGUUAUCAAUUUUAACUGUUUUACUAUGCACCUUUAGAAACAAUUCAAACAAAGACUCACUAGGUACUUUAUUUGCAUUCUCAAGUAAUAUUACUAUAUCCAAUAGCUUAUUUGAAAACAAUGUUGCAGGAAUUGGCUCUUGUUUAUUUUGCUGCGCUUACUCAACUUGCAUAGUCAGUAACUCUACAAUUCGUUCAAAUAUAGCCUCAAGCUUUGUAGGAGGUGGAGUGGUUUCCUCACUAUCAACAACUUAUAUAGAUAUGUGUGAAUUUAUCAGUAAUAGAGCAACAUUGGGUUCUGGUAUUGUUGUGGACGGUGGAUAUGUAAUUAUAAAUACAACCACGUUUACUAACAAUGUAGGUUUAGCAGGAACAUCUAUUCAAAUAUUACCAAAUACUAUUUCAUAUAUUAGGAAUUGUCUUUUUUACUACAAUCUGGCUGUUUAUUCAGGUGCUUCUAUUUUUAUUGGUAGUGAUAGUAUUGUAAUAGUGUCUCUCUGUAUAUUUACAUCAAACUUUUCUCCUGGUGCUUCAAGCAUAGAAUCUUACUCGGAAAAACUUGUAAUGGUGGAAGAAAGUGUUUUUUUGGGUGUUAAUCCACCUAUUAUUAAUUCAACAUGUCAAAUUUCAAUUUCAAGUCCAUCUGCAUUUGUAUUUAUUAGAGAAUCAGUAUUUAGCAAUCAUACUUCAGUUUUAUUUUCUUUAGCUCAUCCUUCAAUUUUAUACUGUUUAUUUACAAAGUUUACUUAUAAUGCAAAUAGAAUAGUAAACUCUUUUAAUAAUGGAUUGGUUGUAUUUGGAUCAUGUCGCUUUUAUAAAAAUAGAAAUCAAAAAUCCGAUGGUAUAUUUAGAUUAAAUAACUUAUCAAAUGCAAUUUUUUAUGAUUUACAAGUUUAUGAUAAUACAAUUUCAUCAUUAUUUGAAAGUUGGUUCAACUCUACGGUAUUUUUAUUUACAUCAAAUAUAACAGGAAAUACAUUCAGAUCCGGUUGUUUUCAAGUUGCAUUUUCAACAGAUAUCUAUGUAGACAAUGUUAUUUUCUCAAAUAACACUUGCUUUAAUGGUUGUCUAAUACAGUCAGAUCAAACAGGUGGUAUAUCAGUUACAAAUACAUUGCUAUAUAAUAACACUGCAGAUUAUGGAAAUUUAGCAACUUUUAGAGACCUAUCUUACUCACAAGCCGAAUGUAAACCAUAUUUAUUUCAAAAUAAUACAUUUGUCAAAAAUCACGCAAAUAUAGCAGGUGCAAUAGUUUACUAUGUGAACGAAGUAGUUUGCGAUUACAACUGCAGUGCCUGUAUUCUAUAUAAUAACACUGCCGAUUUUGGAAGCAAUAUAAACUCUGGUUUUGACACCUUCUCUGCAACGUUGCCCAAUACAAUCCCACCAUCAAUCAUUCGUCCAAUUAUUAUACAAACAUAUGACCACUUUGACCAACCAUAUUUAGGAAGGAGCGAUAUUUCUUUUCAACUUUCGAUUUGUGAACAAAUGAGUCUAACUGGUGUAGUUUCAACAAGCUCAAAUAACAAAGGUAUUAGUGUUUUUUAUAAUGUUAGAAUUAGUGGUGCCCCAGGAACACACUGUAACUUAACAGUUUCUGCCUUUACAACUAAUUUUAAAGCUAUCAGAAGAGACUAUCCAAUAACAGUAGUAAAUUGUAUUAAAGGCCAAGAACCAUAUAACAUUGGAGGUCCAAACUCGUAUUAUUGCUUAACUGAUGUCGGGAAAACCCAUUUUUCGAAAAUUGUUAUUGGCAUUGCAGCAGGUAUAGUCUCACUACUUGUAUUAUCCAGCGCCAUAAUGACAUUUAUUUUUAGAAAAAAAGGUAUCAUACGUUACUCAAAUCCUCUAUUUCUUUUAAUAAUUAUCAUUGGUUGUGUUUUUGGUUUAAUAUCAGUUUUUAUAUCAUUCCAAACAUCUUCUCCGACAUGUACAGUUAGAAUGGUUUUAAUUCCUUUGUUUAUAUUUACAAUAACUAGUGCAGUUUUUAUAAAGCAAUAUCGUGUUUUUCAAUUAAUUCGUGGUGUUGAAGAACUUCAGGAUCUAUCAAUAGAAAAUAGCUUUCUUUUAAAAGUAGAAAGUGCAAUUUUAAUAUUUCCAGUAAUAUUAAUUAUAGUAUCAGGUUUUGCAACUACAAUGCAUAAAGUGUACACAUAUGACCUAAAUAGGGAAACAAUUCAAUCAUAUUGUUAUUCAAAAAACUAUUAUAUAAUUUUUAUAUUUUUAGCACUUUACGAAUUUUCAAUAUUAUUACUUGGUUGUUUUUUAGUAAUCAAAUGUAGAAAAUAUAGAUCAUUUCCGGGUACGUUUAAUGAAUUUUUUUAUAUUGGUAUUUUAAUUUAUAUUUUAACCCUUAUAUUAAUAAUUACAAUUCCAAUUGGUUUUGCAUUAAAUUAUAGUUCUUUAACCGAUUUUUUGGUAUAUAAUAUUCCAAUAUUAGUUUUUAUUGUGGCAAUUAUAGGUUUAUUAUUUGUACCAAAAUUUUAUUUUUUAUUUAGAACGAGACAAGUUAUCGAUAAUUUAAGAAAAUUAAUAGAAACACAGGAAGAAAUUUUAAAAAAAAACAAACAAGUUUUAUUUACAUAUGGAAUGUAUUUGGAUGACAAUAGAAAUGAUAUUAUAGCAUUACAUGAAUCUUUUUCAGAUAUUUUAACUUCAAAUAGUAAUGAUGACAAUACAAGUGAUAUAAUAAGUGAUGAUUUUACAUUUGCCUCUCCAAUACAAAAUAUUAAUAAUAAUAAUAAUAAUAAUAAUAAUAAUAAUAAUAAUAAUAAUAAUAAUAAUAAUAUAGAUAAUAAUAUAGAUAAUUUUGAUAAUUUACCAAUACCAAUAAAUAGAAAUAAUAAUAAUUCAAGUAACGAUAGUAGUAGUGAUUUUUCAUUUAGUUCAAAUAGUAACAGUAAUAAGAAAAAAAAAAAAAGAAAAAAUUCUUUAAGAACUCCAAUAAUUAGUAACAGAAUAAUAUCACCAAAUUCUUUAAAUGGAAUUAAAAAAAGAUCAAAGUCUAACCAAAACUCUCCAAACUUUGAUUAA
This is a messenger RNA of Dictyostelium purpureum, 4655 nucleotides long. RefSeq lists its product as uncharacterized. Lineage: Eukaryota; Evosea; Eumycetozoa; Dictyosteliales; Dictyosteliaceae. The record is from RefSeq and is a predicted model, not a curated record. Gene Ontology annotation, molecular function: G protein-coupled GABA receptor activity. The transcript has 4 exons. Gene Ontology annotation, biological process: G protein-coupled receptor signaling pathway; gamma-aminobutyric acid signaling pathway. Gene Ontology annotation, cellular component: G protein-coupled receptor heterodimeric complex; membrane. Bases 162 to 4655 code for a protein of 1497 amino acids.